AUGCUAAACAAUAUAGUACACGAUUCUAAUUUCCAAAAUGAAUUUAAUGCAUUAUUACAUGAUAAAGAAUUCGAAAAACAGUUUAACGAAUUAGUUAGUGAUACAAAUUCAGAAUGGAACGAUUCCACUUCUCUACAUUCAUUGAGUUCGUACGAUGGAGGUGAUCUAACUCCGAUAGGUGGCUUCCCUGACUAUCCUCAAUCAUUCAAUUCAACCACAAAUAACCAAACUUUACAAACACAUUUUCCUUCUCACAAUUGUGAUGAAAAUAUAAACAAAACUUUUAUUUCAACAAUACCUACUCCACAAAAUACACAAGCAUUGUGCCAAAAACAAAAAGCAUAUGCCAACGUUCAGAAACUUUUAAAUGAAAUAAAAAAAGCCGAAAGUGCAGAAAAAAUGAUUGAGGUUUUGAAGUCUUAUGAAAAUGUUCAAGGUCUUUCUGAGUCACCUGAAAAAACACAAACAAAUGUACAAGUCCCUCCAAAUUCCAACAUCGAGCCGCAAGGACAUUCCGAAUUAGAAUCGCUAACACAGUCGCAGUUGCAGUUGCAGACGCAGUCGCAGUUGCAGACGCAGUCGCAAACGAAUCUUGUUAAGGAACCACCUACAGCCAGGAAAAAAAAAAAUAAACUAAAGUCCAUAUUCGGAGGUAUGUACAAAAUUAUUAAAAAGGUAGACAAAAAAUACGAAAAACAUUUGCUCAAACUUUUCACUACUAAUUAUACCCUUCUCAUUCAAAAUGGAAAAAUCACCAGAUUACAAUACUACCUCGACAUGUUGGUAUCCGUUGCACCACUCAUUUUUGGUGGUAUCAUUAUGUGCUGCGUUAUACACACUUUCUCAUUAUUCAGUAUCCUCCCUGUCGCCGUAGUCACCUCCCUUCUCCUUUUUUACUUCUUUUUCAAAUUAUUCAAAUGCAAAUACACGUACAAGAAGGAAUCAGCUAGAGCUCAUAUGCACCAAAAGUACAAUACCGAGGUCCAAGUUUUGAAGAAUUAA
Molecule: messenger RNA, 1002 nt
Organism: Plasmodium fragile
Lineage: Eukaryota; Apicomplexa; Aconoidasida; Haemosporida; Plasmodiidae
Exons: 1
Coding region: 1-1002 (333 amino acids)
Source: RefSeq, a predicted model, not a curated record